Molecule: messenger RNA, 1386 nt
Organism: Sorex fumeus (smoky shrew)
Lineage: Eukaryota; Metazoa; Chordata; Mammalia; Eulipotyphla; Soricidae
Product: translation initiation factor IF-2-like
Exons: 2
Coding region: 1-1386 (461 amino acids)
Source: RefSeq, a predicted model, not a curated record
AUGUUUCCAGAGAUCUGUUCAAACGCAAUAAGCAAAAUUAAACUAGGGUCUGCAAACGCGGGCGGCGGGCAGGGUGCGAGCCCCACGCCGGCCCUCGCCUCUCCGGCGAGCCACCCUCGGCCGCAGCCGCCCGCGCCGCCCUUCCGAGCCGCCUCGCUCCACCAAGCCGUCCUAGGGCCCGACGCGCGGAACCUCCGCACCAACGGGACCCGACCAACCACGCGGGCGGGCCGGCCCCGCGCACCGCCGCUCGGAGCCCGGGAGGGGCGCGCGCCGCGAGCACGCCACGCGGCUCCCCGCGCUUCCCCGCAGGGCCGAGCCUCCGCGGGCGCCUCUCCCGCUGCCACCGGGGGCACCUCCGCCGGCGAAGAACAAAAGCGCCCGCGCGAGCCACCUUCCCACCGCCCGAUCCUCCGCCCGGCGCCCCCGCCCGCCCCCGCGCCGCGCCCCGCCGGGCCGCCGGGCGCCCUGGCAAACACGUGCUCGGCCGCCUUCAAAUGCCCUACAACUUCCUUCCAGCGCGCGACCCGGACCCGCGAGCGCCCGGCCCGGCGCCCGCGCGGCUCCCCCGCACGUCGGCCCGAGCGCGCGGGCCGAGCCCCCGGCCAGGCGCCGCCCGGCCCCCCGCGCUCCCCCGCCCCCGGCCGCCGCCGCCGCCGCCGUGACACAUGGCUGGCCGUCCCCGCCCGGGCGCCGGCGACCCCCGGCCGCCCCGUCGGGCGCGGGCGGAGCGGUGCCAGCCCCCGCCCCGCGCCCGUCCGCGCGCCGACUGCGGCGCCGGGCCGCCGGGCCCCGCACACACACCCCCACGGCGCCCCCGGGGCCCGACCCCGGGCCGGGGCCGCGCAAGCCCGGGAGCGGGGCCCGGGGCGGAGGGGGCCGCGCGGGCGUCCCGAGGACCUGCCCGGCGCGACGCCCGCCGCCGCCGCCCGGCCGGCCAGCGCCCCCGGGGCCCGGCGCGCGGCCGCGGGACGGGGCCCCCGCGCUCUCCGCCCACUCCCGCGCCGCGGCCGCGGCCACGACAGCACCAACUCCGCCGCCGCCGCCCCGAGCGGCGCAGACAAAGCCCGAACGGCGACAGCACAUGGAGGGCAGGCGGAAGUGGCGCGCGGGCCGCGGCCUGCUCCCCGCCGCCCCGCCAACGUGCCGCGCACCCCCCUCGGAAUCCAUUUUCCAGAAAAGCCGGGUUCGCCCCGCGCCGCCCUCCCCCGCCGCCCCCCGCGCACGCCACAAUGUCAGGGCGCCGCGCUCGCCUCCCGGCCCCGGGUCCCCGCGGCCGUUACCUCGCCGUCGGGCUGCGGCAGAGGAAUCCUGUCCGAGGAGCUGCGGCUGCGGGAGACGCGUGCUCGCGGCUCCCUGUGUCCGGCGCGAGUGGAGCUGUUGUAA